UCGGCACGAAUGCAACGCAGACUUCUGCACACAUACAUCUAACUAUUGCUAGAAUAUGUAUGAAAAUGAUAUUUAGUAGACACAUCCGUGAAAAUAGCUGCUUUUAUUCAGAUAGUUAAUCAAUAGGUUUUGCGAAGGUUGCAUUUAGAGCGACUCUGACUGGUUGAAAGACGAUUGAUUUUUUUUUUUUAAAUCUAUAUUUAUAAUAAUUGUUAAAAUUAUUAUUUUAAAUUGGGAUAGGCUUUAAAUAACAAAAUCUCGUCCCUGGAGUUAACAGCAUUGUUUUGAAUUGAAGGGAUUGCUGUGAGCAGGUCCGUUCGCCACCCAGUGUGAGACCUGCCGAUGAACGACGUUAGACUCUGUGGAGACUAUUGAAAUUCAUCCUUGCACAACGGGAGUGACAAUUAAGUGACACUGACCGAAAAAGGAGUCUACGGAUCAACUUCCAAAAGUCUGGAAUAUUUGGAUCGAUGAUUUCCAGAGGACAGAGCAGCAAAUACACUUAGACCGGCAACAUGUUCAAAAGGGGCUGUGGGCUAGAGUUCCUCCUAGUUCUCUGCGGCCUGGAGUUUUCCUGGUCCUGCCCCCGUCACUGCAUCUGCUACACGGCACCCAGCACAGUUUCCUGCCAAGCACACAACUUCUUGACGGUCCCCGAAGGAAUCCCGCCUGACAGCGAACGCAUCUUUCUGCAAAACAAUAAGAUCCAUCGGCUCCUCCGAGGUCACUUCAGCACCAACACGGUGACGCUUUGGAUAUACUCCAACAACAUCACAUACAUCGAGCCCUCAACCUUUCACGGCUUCACGCUGCUGGAGGAGCUGGAUUUGGGAGACAAUCGCCACCUGCGCUCUCUGGCUGAAGACACUUUCCACGGUCUGAGACGUCUCAAUGCUCUGCACUUGUACCACUGCGGACUCAGCUCACUCCCGAAUAACAUCUUCCAAGGACUAAGGAGCCUGCAGUAUCUCCACUUGCAGCAAAAUCACCUGAAGUUCCUGCAAGAUGACACUUUUGCUGACCUCCACAACCUAAGCCACCUAUUCCUCCAUGGAAAUCACCUGUGGAGACUCAACCAGAACACUUUUAGGGGUCUUCGGUCCCUGGAUCGACUCCUUCUGCACCAAAACCAGAUCGAGUGGGUUCACCACCUGGCGUUCCAUGAUCUCAAACGUCUCACCACCCUCUACUUGUUCAACAACUCCCUUAUGCAACUGUCAGGGGACAGCCUAGACACGCUGCCCGCUCUGGAGUAUCUGCGUCUUAAUGACAACCCCUGGUCAUGUGACUGCAAGGCCCUCACGCUGUGGGAGUGGUUAAAACGUUUUCGAGGUUCAACGUCCUCUGUUGGCUGUCAUGCACCUUUGGCCAUGAUUGGGAAAGACCUGAAGGAAUUGCACAAGGAGGACUUCUCCAACUGUUCCCCAAAUUCUGAAUCCAGAGCGCAGACCAACAACUUAUCAGGCACAGUCAGCCCACCGUCAAUUAAUCGUGGGGUAGUGGCUAGCUCCGGGGGCCAGAGCAACGUGGUGAACCCCUCCAGAGCCGGCCGUCCUCGAAACUGCUCGAAGAAUCGCAAUCGAGGGAACAAGGGCAAGAGUGACAACGAGGUCCACCACUCGAAGGAGGUCAUGGCAGAUAAGGAGGAUUCCUCUCCGGAUUUUUCAGAUGGAGGAAAGCACGAUCACACGUCCCCAGACGGCACUGUCACAAGAAGGAAGCAUAAGUGCAUUCCGCGGACCACUGUUCGACCCCCUAGUGGGGUUCAGCAAGCCAACAACAGGGCAACCUUAUCCCGGCCCUUAUUAUAUGUCUAUGUCCUUAUGGUUGCCUUGACGACAACAAAUAUUGGCGUUAUUCUGCGCUGAUUUACAGAGGGUUUGGUACACGUUUAUCACCAAGAACACAGUCCUCAACACAAUCCUUUGCUCCUGGCCCCUGUGUCUUUUAUGUGUGUGAAUGUGGUUAUGUAAGCGUUGUAUAGGAACCUUAACCAUACAGAUGAGCACAAGCAUGAAAACAUGCACAACAUAAAGACUCGCAGGAAGUCAGACCCAUUGACUAAAGUUUCAUGCAGACAAAGCGUGCACUGCCACUAAAGCCAGGUUUCAUAUUCUUGCUUGUUUUCGCUAAUCUGGACCUUGAAUAACCAAAUAUUGUACAGAGGCGGGCAUGUAACCAGCAUAAUUCAAAUUUGGAGACAGUUUAGUGCUUCACUUCCUUGCUUGCUAGCAGCAGGUCCAAAAAGAGUAUGAAUAUUCAUUCACAGACCUGGGAAUGUAAAUAUUCCUUCUACAAAAUGGAAUUCAUAGCCACUGAUGAUUCAAGGCCAUAAUAAGCUCCUUCACAGCAAGAAAUUCUCUAGAACUAACUUCAAUACAUAAGCUCGCAAACCCACCAUGUGAGGCUGCCUUCUGGUUUACACAUUCGCUCCUGUGCGACUGGAUGUGAAGCUGCUAAUUGUGUCAGGAUGCUGUGGACUGCCAUGUGCUAUAACCCAUUUGUUCGGUCCAGUCUUCGUGUGACGAAGCCGUUAACGUGUCUGUUUGUUGUGCUAGUAUUUUUUUUUUUAAACUUCCCAAGACACAGCGUGGACCUGGCAAUGAAGCUGUGCUGCAGGGUCAGCACAAAAAGUCAAACAGGACGUUGCCAGUUUCCCCAGCGAGCUGGUGGCGAACUGAGCCCGCCCAUCGAGGUUUAUUGCUCACUGGGGAAGAUUUUUUUCCUCUUCUGAAUCACACGGACCAUAGCAGACGAGACACAAGAGGAAAAAAAAAACAAUUUUACUUGUAUGGUGAACUUGAACUCCAAACAAAGAACAAUUAAUAAGGAACAGAAAAAAAUGGAAACACUUUUACCCCCAUUCUGGGAUUCAUGGCGAGCCAGGAAACGCAACAGUGUUUCUAAAGUGAUUCUGUAAAAAAAAAUAAUAAUAAUAAUAAUGACUACGGGCCAGGCAUGGGACGUGCCGCCAAACUUCUGGAGCUUAUGUGCCUCGCUCUAAUGGAUUAUGGUGGUGUUUGUAUUAAUGGUGUAACAAUGGAACGGACUACCGUGUUGAUACUAUACAUUUACUGUCAAUCUAUGAGGGGAAAAAAAUACAUCAGUGGCAUCAAUUAUGAUAACAGGGUUUUGGCUCCGCAAAUCCGGAGUUUAUUUUUUUUUUCUUUAAUCAAGCUAAUUUUUUCAUGGUAUUUUUUCUGAAUGUUCAUUUGUUAACGCAAAAGGUUUGUCAGUCUGCGUCCUCUCUCGUUCUAUGGUUUAGCAUUUGUGUCUUUUUUUGUCGCUGCCACAAACCAGUGCGAUCGGUGUGGCGUCAUCCCGAGACUACAAAAAAAAAAAUG
Corythoichthys intestinalis (scribbled pipefish) is the source of this 3344-nucleotide messenger RNA. It is a transcript of the gene rtn4rl1b, whose product is annotated as reticulon 4 receptor-like 1b. Gene Ontology annotation, biological process: positive regulation of Rho protein signal transduction. The transcript is spliced from 3 exons. Gene Ontology annotation, molecular function: ganglioside GM1 binding; ganglioside GT1b binding; protein binding. Lineage: Eukaryota; Metazoa; Chordata; Actinopteri; Syngnathiformes; Syngnathidae. The record is from RefSeq and is a predicted model, not a curated record. Bases 516 to 1868 code for a protein of 450 amino acids. Gene Ontology annotation, cellular component: external side of plasma membrane; plasma membrane.